Prosopis cineraria is the source of this 1461-nucleotide messenger RNA. RefSeq lists its product as uncharacterized. The coding region runs from base 172 to 1131 and encodes 319 amino acids. Gene Ontology annotation, cellular component: nucleolus; small-subunit processome. The record is from RefSeq and is a predicted model, not a curated record. Lineage: Eukaryota; Viridiplantae; Streptophyta; Magnoliopsida; Fabales; Fabaceae. The transcript has 9 exons. Gene Ontology annotation, biological process: maturation of SSU-rRNA from tricistronic rRNA transcript (SSU-rRNA, 5.8S rRNA, LSU-rRNA).
CCGAAUAAAACCCUUCCUCGUGACUAGUCGAUCCAGUUCUCUCAGUCGACAAACAAGCCAUACUCCGUCGGACGCCGUCCACCGUUGUCAGCCAGCGUGGUUGUUCUCGGGCAAGCAUUGAAGAGGGUUCGAACCUUAGGUGACAAGGUAAUUGUAGUUGUUUCCUCAACCAUGGAGGAGACUGCUAACCUCUCAAGUAAUGGUUAUGGCAAGAAAGAUGAAGCACCUCAGCUCUCGGCAUUAUUGAAAGAAAUGAAAGAAGGACUUGAUGCUAUAAGAAGUAAAAUCCAAUCUUUAACUGUCAAGGUCAAACAAAAUGAAUACCCUACUGCAGUCGGAUUUAGCUAUCUUGAAGCAAAAAAUUUGCUGCUUCUGAACUAUUGUCAGUCCCUCGUGUAUUAUUUGCUCCAAAAGGCUAAAGGAUUCUCAAUAGAAGGACAUCCUGUUGUGCGAAGUAUUGUGGAGAUAAGGUUAUUUUUGGAAAAGAUUCGGCCAAUUGACAAAAAACAACAAUACCAAAUCCAAAAAUUAACAAAGGCUAGUGAGAAUGUGAAGGGAAAUGUUAUUUCAACCGACGAGCCAGUUGAACCCAAUAAGAGUGAGGAUAUAUCAAAGUACCGUCCAAACCCAGACAUGCUUGUUAGCAAGUUAGAUGCCACAUCUCAGGAUGGUGAUGCAGUGUAUCGUCCUGUAAAAAUUGCACCUACUUCUAUGGAGCUAGAAAAAACAUCAAAGCAUGAAAGAAAUGCAUUGAGAAGAGAAAAAGAGAUUCUGAGGCAAGCUAAGCAGAGUGAUUAUAUCAAGUCAUUGGUGAAUGAUAUGGAGGAUCGGCCUGAAGAGGUCAGAGAUUUUGUGGGAACUAGCAGAGAAGUUGAAAAACAUGUUGCCAAGAUGGAGGAGCGUGCUCGGCAAGAGGAGGAGCUUUUCACUCGUGUUCCACUUACCAAGAUGGAGAGGAAGAGAAAUAAAUACUUGAAGAAAUCAACAAAUGGGUUGCAAGGUCUGACAGAAAGUUUCUUUGACGAAAUCAAAACAUUACCCUUUGGAGAUAAAAGUGGAGAGCAAGUGAUGGGCUCUAGUAAUGAUGGAAUCAGGAAAGGGAAACUGAAAAAGCGAAAGAGGAGGCAUUGAAGCUGGUUUUCAGUACCUUAAUGAGCGGAUGGCAUUGUUACGUGGAACACACCUGUUUUGCAGGAAGUAAUAGGGAUGCUGGGACGGACGGUCUUGACGAGUUUUUGCUCAAUUUUGGUUGACCAUUUUGGAUACUUUUUGAUUACCAAACGCAAGUUUUUGAACUGUCUUAGUGUGCGUUUGGUUUUCAGUUUGCCAAAAGUUCAUUUGGUGAAAGUUCAUUUGGAGAAAGUCAGUUUAAUGAAAGUCAGUUGUUGUAACGAAAUUUGUGUUUGGAUAUAUUUUUUCAAAAGUCAGUUUGAUACAUUGAAAGUUGUUUGGUUUGUGAUA